UUUGAAACUACAACUUUAAACGAAAAACCAUUGGCGCCGCACUUUUUGCUCCUCCUGAUUAUUUCUGUCCUUCGAUCACCGACUCCCUCCAUUUUUCCACAUAAAUGGAUCACGCAUGGUUCUAUCGGUAUUGUUAUGAGAAAUGGCCAGGUUUAAUCGCAUUAAACACCAUUCUUCCACCGCAAAACUAGUGUUUCUGACAUCUUUCGCAGGCCUCCUUGGAGUGGCUCUCGUUGUGCAUUUUAUUUGGGCUUCGUCAUCCUUUUAUGUUGCUUCUUUUUAUUCGUCCGUUGCACCGAUCUGGGUGCUCGAGAAAUCUGGGGUUGUAGUUGUAACGAAUGUCACCACCACCAAGAUAGCUGACAAGAGAGAGAAUGCCAAGGAGAAAAAAGAAGGCACUCCUGAGAGGUUCUUAUCCGCAACUUAUGCUGAUUUACCUGCACCUGAAUUACAAUGGGAGGAGAUGCCACCAGCACCGGUACCUCGUCUUGAUGGAGCAGCGAUACAGAUUAAAAAUAUUUUUUAUGUGUUUGCGGGAUACGGUUCUCUUGACUAUGUGCACUCUCAUGUGGACAUAUACAAUUUUACAAGUAAUACAUGGGUAGGGAGGUUUGAUAUGCCGAAAGAGAUGGGUCAUUCACAUUUAGGAGUGGCAAGUGAUGGAAGAUACAUAUAUGUGGUCUCUGGACAGUAUGGCCCCCAAUGCAGAGGGCCCACAGCUCGUACAUUUGUUCUGGACACUGAGACAAAGAAAUGGAGGAGCAUGCCACCAUUACCAGCCCCUCGGUAUGCUCCAGCGAGUCAGUUAUGGAGAGGCAGACUCCAUGUGAUGGGCGGCAGCAAGGAGAAUCGCCACACACCUGGGUUGGAGCACUGGAGUAUUGCAGUGAAGGAUGGCAAAGCAUUGGAGAAUCAAUGGAGGACUGAAAUACCCAUUCCCCGUGGGGGACCGCAUAGGGCUUGUGUCGUGAUCAAUGAUCGGCUUUUUGUUAUUGGUGGUCAAGAGGGUGAUUUUAUGGCCAAACCAGGCUCACCUAUUUUCAAGUGCUCACGCAGGCACGAGGUAGUGUAUGCUGAUGUUUAUAUGCUGGAUGAUGAAAAGAAAUGGAAAGUGUUGCCACCUAUGCCAAAACCCAACUCCCAUAUAGAGUGUUCUUGGGUAAUUGUCAACAAUUCAAUCAUCAUUACUGGAGGUACAACAGAAAAGCAUCCGGUGAGCAAAAGAAUGGUCCUGGUUGGGGAGGUGUUCCAGUUUCAUUUAGACUCACUGACAUGGUCGGUGAUUGGAAAGCUUCCUUUCCGUAUAAAAACCACAUUAGCUGGUUUUUGGGAUGGAUGGUUGUAUUUUACAUCUGGACAGAGGGACUCGGGACCGGAUAAUCCACGGCCGAAGAAGGUCAUUGGAGAAAUGUGGAGAACUAAAUUAAGUUUGUGAUCAAACUUGCCUCGUCAAACCAUUUUUGGAGUCGGUACCGCCAGUUCGAAGCUUUUUGUUCAAGAAUAUACCCUUAAUUUAUUCAUAACUCUUCACUUUUGACGGCAAUGAAAACUGAAGUCUUUACAUAAA
This is a messenger RNA of Carya illinoinensis, 1567 nucleotides long. Its product is annotated as kelch repeat-containing protein At3g27220-like. Bases 143 to 1435 code for a protein of 430 amino acids. NCBI's taxonomy places the organism in Eukaryota, Viridiplantae, Streptophyta, Magnoliopsida, Fagales, Juglandaceae. The record is from RefSeq and is a predicted model, not a curated record. The transcript is spliced from 7 exons. Gene Ontology annotation, molecular function: protein binding.